AUGUCCGAUACACAACCUACGACAUCCAAAGAAGACCGCCAAGCAUACCUCUCAACGCUCUAUACCCUCCUAUCCCACCUGAAAUCCUCCGAAUCAACCAUCUGUCCCUCUCAAAUCCCACGCUCACUACACGAUUCCGAUCCUUCGCGAUAUCCAGACUGGAGGAGCCUCAUGGAUCCUGUCAGGGAGGUGGUCUGGGAAGAAGCUAGGGAGGGGAGGGUGGAGGUAACACAGAAAGGCGAGGCCAGGAGGUAUGAGGAUAAAGGGGACCUUAGGGGGCCAAUAAGGGUUAGGAGGGGUGAGAAAUGGGAUGAGGGGUUGGUAGAGCGGUAUACCUCCGGAAACGGAUCUGAAUGA
Molecule: messenger RNA, 357 nt
Organism: Kwoniella botswanensis
Lineage: Eukaryota; Fungi; Basidiomycota; Tremellomycetes; Tremellales; Cryptococcaceae
Exons: 1
Coding region: 1-357 (118 amino acids)
Source: RefSeq, a predicted model, not a curated record